AACUAGACAGUUUAAAUAUUGUUUUGCAACUAGAUCUACGCACAGGUCUCAUCAAUUUGUAAUCGAAAACAUUUUUUUUAUUGGAUUCGAGUCUAUGAUAGAUCUAAACUCUUAUAAUCCUCUUUGUAAUAUAGACAACCAUGACCAUGGAAGUCAUAUAGGAUAGUUCUCAGGGUGGACGAAAUUCUUUGAGUGGCUAAGAAAAGACAAUCCACUACAUUGCUCCUUGUACUGUAGGCUAGUGGUUUGUCCAUAAGACUUACGACCCCUAGUCUGAUCAGUACUAUUUGCAAUGUAAAAUAAUCAACCUUGUGUGGACAGAAAUUUGACUUCAUUGUUAGAAGUGAAAAACAAAUUAUUCAAUGCUUUUUUUUACAUAAUAGAAAAUAUUCUAAAUAUUUCUAACUUUACAUAACAUUAAAAGAAUAUAUCAUUCAGUUUGUUGGGAACGGUUAGUUUUGUUUUUUUUUUAAAGUAAAUUUGGAGACUUCUGCUUUUCAAUGUGAAAACCUCAAAGCUCCAACCCAUAUGAAAUGAAGAGGUUGGAUUUUGAGGAAUCAGUUGAUGCAGAAGCAGCAACUAAAUUAACAGGAUUCUAGUUUAUGUGAUUAUUUAGAAAAUCUGUUAGUUCUACUUUAAAAUUCCUGUUCUUUUUAUUAGAGGCCAAAGGGAAUCAGUUUAGUUUGUAGGGAAUUUAAAAAUAUGAGUGACUGUCAAACAGAUAUAACCCAGAAUCAAAGGGUGGAUAAUCAAUUUAAUGUCAGUCAGGAUUUAGGUGCGUACAAUGAUAAUAGUAUGGAGGAUAUUAGCUUGUCGGAUUGUAUGGAGGAAGGAGAUAACGAAAGUAAUCAUGGAGACGAUGGAAGCAACCAUGACGGUGAUUAUGGGGACCCUGGUGAAGAGCACGAAUUUGAAAUUAUAGAUCAGCUUGAAAGUGAAGAGGAUGAUGGGAUUGGCACAGAAAGGAGUGGAAAUGAUCGUCAAAGAAAAGAGGACCAGGAUGAUUACAGUAGUAGCUCUGAUGACUUGGAUGACACAGAGCUGCAUGCUAUGCUAGAGAAAGGUAUUGACAAAGACUCUAUCAAGAAGCCUGACGAAAACCAAGAUGGUAGACCCAUUAUCAAGCAUAAAAUUGUUUUAAAUGAACUAGAGUCAGAUCCCUUUGACAUUCUCCCAGAAGGCUGGGUGUGGGUAACACACAAUUGUGGCAUGCCUGUUUAUUUGCACAAAGAGACGCGUGUGUGCACUAUGGCCCGACCUUACUCUCUAGGAUCAGCAAGUGCUAGGACUCAUGACAUCCCUAUAUCAGCCAUUCCUUGCUUGCAGUACAGAAGACAAAUGGAGAAACUGAAACCUGAAAGUCAAGUUGAUUGCAAGAACGACAGUUCCAAUAUAGAGGUCAAGAAUUCUUUCCCAACAGAGCCAGUGAAAACUAAUUCUGCUGUAAGCAUAGAAGUAGACAACUCAAAAGAAUCCUUGAAGCAACCUUCAGUGAAUAAUGAGAAAAAAUCUCCUGGCAAACUUUGGGUAGUUGCGGAAGAAUCGUCAGAGUUCAAAACCUUGGAUAGCCAAUAUGGCGCUUUACACACAGGAGUCGGGGAUUACAAAACAUAUCAGCAUCCUGAAUUGAAUACCUCUGAGGCUCCAUCUUCACUUGUCUGUGAAAAUAUAGCUGUAAGACUGGACAGGUCAUGUCUUGAUGACUCUGAGAACAUUAAUGCCCAUGCCUUAGGUGAAACUGGAUUUGAAGCUUCCAUUUCUAGUGCUAGUGAAAAUUUAUCAGUUGAAGUGAAUGCUCAGAAUUUGGGCAGCCAGCUAAACUUGAAUGCUGAUCCAGAAGAGAAAGAAAAACAUUUGAUUGGAAGCUGUGCCGUUAAUGCCAAACAUGGCCAGUGUUCUGAAAAACCUUUGAUCUGUCCAAUGAGCUGGGCAUCCGUAGGUGAGAACUUGCCAUCUACUAAUUGUCUUAUCUCACAGAAAAACCUUCACGGCGAUGAUACCAAUGCAUCGAAGGUUGUGACUGAAGACAACCUAAAGUCUACGGUAGCUGUUGUAGCAGAAGAGGCCACUAGUAACACUGAGAGGUCAGAGCUUGUAACCAGCAGCACCAAUCCUCUAGCUUCAAUCAAGCGUAAAAUUGAGUCUCUGAAAAAUAAACGUGGAGGCAAACAUCGUAAGCUGGACAAUGGCUCAGCCACAGGUUGGCCAACAGACAAUAAUAUAGCUGUCAGCGCUAGAAGUAGUGGAAGGGAGGACACUUUUAAUGGUGCUCCAAUACCAAAUGCUGAUGAGAAAUUGAAGGCACACGCUGCUGAAGUGAAAAUCAAAUCUGCAGAAGAAAGAGCUAAAGAAUCCUUACUUGACAGUUCAACUGUGCAUGACUACUGCACCAAGCUAUUUCAGUUCAAGACAUUAGAAGUGAAAAAAUAUAGGUCUUGGCGUGAGAGAAGGAAACAUUUGGGAGAAAGAAGCAGGCGCAACCGGCCCGAGUUGCCUCCUUCCACUAAACUGAUCACUUGUCCUAUUCCUGGCAAUAUGAAAUCUGAAGGCACUGGGGACAAUGCCAAGAAAAGAGAAUUCAUCUUAAACCCAACAGGGAAAUCUUACUUGUGUAUACUUCAUGAAUACAUGCAAAGGACUUUGAAAAUUCAACCCCUUUAUGUUUUUAAAGAAUUAGAAAACUCCAAAACACCCUAUGGUGCAACUGUAAUGAUCAACAACAUAGAAUAUGGAACUGGUUAUGCAUCCUCUAAGAAAGUAGCUAAACAGGAAGCAGCCAAGGAAACUCUGAAAGUUUUAAUACCAGAUCUGUUCAAGAAAAUCACUGAUCAAGAAAUCAAAAGAAAUAUUUCAGACUUGUCUUUUUUUGAUGAUGUGAAGGUCACCGAUCCUAGAGUAAAUGAACUUGGAAACAAGGUGGGACAACCCAGUCCCUUUCAACUUCUCCUGGAAUGUCUCAGAAGGAACUUUGGCAUGGGCAACACCCAGUGUGAGGUGAGCACCAAGGCUUUGAAGAAUCAGAAGUGUGAGUUCACCAUCAAUGUGGGGAAACAUUCUGCUACUGUUGUAGCCAAAAACAAAAGGGAGGGAAAGCAGCUGGCAGCCCAAGCCAUUUUGGCCAAACUCCAUCCACAUGUACCAAGUUGGGGGUCUUUAUUACGUCUGUAUGGCACCAGUGUUGAGAAAGCCAUACAAAAGCCCGAAGAAAUGAAUGAUGUCAAAAGUCAUGCCCCUAACCACUCUGUUCUUGAAAGUCUACGAGAGGAAAUGAAAAAACUCCACCGACAGAAGGAGGCCAUCCAAUCUAAAGGUAAAAUGAUCAUCUCAAGCAAGGACUUGCCUAGCAAAAUGUCUGGAGUUGAUUUAUAGAGCUUCAACACACACAUGGUAGUCCAGUGAUGAGUAGCGUCAGCCUUAAUAACUUAUCAAAUUUAUUAUGAUUAAUUCCUUUUAGCUUUUUUAUUUAAUAAAAUAAUAGUUCUAAAAGUAUCCUUACUAUUCACAUCUACAAUGUGUUAAGAAACAUGAAUCGUCUCAUUAUCUUAACAAGAUUUGAACUGCAACUCAGAAAGUUCAAAUGCCAAGACAAAUUCAUACAAGUGCUCUUUGUUCCCUUGUGUCAUAAGAGCAUGGGGUUGCCUGAAUCAGUCAGUAAGACCAAUCUUUGCAGACUUUGCAGUAUCUAAUUAACAUUGACAUGGAUUGAACAUAAAUAUCUUCUGUUAAGAUGAAAUGUCUGUAACGUAUGAGAAAACUAUAUGAUGUACUACAGACACCUUGUUUUUGUAAUGUUUCACAAAAUGAAUUGUCUGUUUCUAAGUUGUUGUUUUUUGCUGUUACAUUUUAAGUUAUUUGUAUACAUUUUUUGUGUGUGAAACAUUGUGCUUUACAUUGUUGUGAUUCUUGUAUAAUGUUUGUCAUAUUUCAACAAAAUAGUUGGUAAUAAUUUGCGAAACUUUAGGAUAUUAUAAUUACAUUACAAUGUGAAAGUUGAACUGAUUAAGUUAUAAUAGGGUCCCGACAGGUGACCAAACUGUUCAUGCAAACAGGAUUUUUUUUUCAUUUUCACUAAAAUGAUAGGAAAGUAAUUUAUAUUGAUAUAUUUAUUUACAUAACAAAAAUUUAAAAAGGCAAAAAAAAAAAAGAAACAAAAACUCUUGGCUUUGCAAUGUAUUUUAUUUUUUAACAUUGACAACAUUUUUUUUUGCGUACUAUAUAUAUAUAUAAUUGUUAAUCCAAAGGCUGGUUGGCUCAUAUUCUAUUAUCUGCCAAGAUGGUCUCAUGGUAUGGGAGUUAAGAUAUCUACCAAACUGUUGCCCUAUUUCUAAUCUUCUACACAGAUAGGUAACAAACUGUUCAGAACAUUAUUCUUUUUUAACAUAAUUCUUCUGUAAUCUUUUAUCACUUUAUAUACAUAAAAACACCACAACUAUUAAUGUUCAAAGUUGUGUAAAUUAUACUGCAUUGUAGCACACAUUGUCUCCUUGUUAUUCUGUCAAGUGUAUUCACUACACUUCUUGGGAGCAUUCUAUUUGUAGGUCAUUAAACAUCUUUAUCUUGUGGUAAAUCACUUGCCUACAGUGUCAAUAGAAUAAAAGAAAACUAACUGGAUUUGUAUCCCUUUUUUACAUUAUUGCUAUUCAUUACAUCUUUUGUAUUUUUGUAAACUAGAAGUGGACAAUUUUUAAUGAAACAAAACUUAAAGAGUUGUUUUUUUUUUUAUAUUACUGAGCAAAAUAUGUUUGUAAAACUUUUGUUUUUUUUACUUUUAUACAAGUUUCUAGAGUUUCAUUGCUAUUUGUGUCUUGAUAUUGGGCUCAAGUAUUGAUGUGUUGGAACUGGUCUGGGUAAUAUUUGUGUGUUAGAACCUGGUCUGUAAUAUUUAUGUGUUGGGAUGUUAUAAUUGGUCUGUAAUAUUUAUGUGUUGGGAUGUUAUAAUUGGUCUGUAAUAUUUAUGUGUUGGGAUGUUAUAAUUGGUCUGUAAUAUUUGUGUUUUAAGACAGGUUUGAAAUAUUGGUGUGUUGGGGUUGGUCUGUAAUAUUUAUGUGUUACAAUUGAUCUGUAAUACUUGUGUAUUAAGAUAGGUCUGUAGUAUUUGUGUGUUGAAAUUGGUCUACUAUUUAUGUGCUAGUGUUGAUUCCUAAAAUUUGUGUGUUAAGAUAGGUAUGUAAUAUUUAUGUGUUAAAAUUGGUCUGUAAUAUAUGUGUGUUGGGGUUGGUCUGUAAUUCUGCUUUGAUUUUUUGUAUUAAUAACUACAACUGAAAAUUUUCUUUAUGUUAACUGUCCCUAUUUUGAUAAUGAAUACAAGAUUUGGAUGUGACAGCCCCCUUAUUGUGUAUAGUUGAUUUGUAUUCAUAUGUGUGAUUGAUGGAAAUCAAUUCAAAAACCUAUUUGUCAAAAAACUCACUUAUCAAAACAAGUUCUAACAAAUGAGCACAUCCCAUGUGUAAACAUCACUUGCGUGGCUUAUUAAAACUAUACAACAUGCCUUGGUGUUAUAAUGAGCCACCUCGGCUCUGUUGCAUUGGUUAGUACUAUUCACUGACCUAUGCCAGAUCACAUUCAGAAUUCAAUAAAACAAAUUGUUGCUUCUUGCUAUUUCUUUAUUUUGUGUAUGUUCAGAGCAAGGAAAAAUAAAAACAAUGGAAUCAUUAA
This is a messenger RNA of Biomphalaria glabrata, 5655 nucleotides long. Its product is annotated as microprocessor complex subunit DGCR8-like. Bases 703 to 3369 code for a protein of 888 amino acids. NCBI's taxonomy places the organism in Eukaryota, Metazoa, Mollusca, Gastropoda, Planorbidae. The transcript is spliced from 17 exons. Gene Ontology annotation, biological process: primary miRNA processing. Gene Ontology annotation, molecular function: identical protein binding; heme binding; primary miRNA binding. Gene Ontology annotation, cellular component: microprocessor complex. The record is from RefSeq and is a predicted model, not a curated record.